CUGUUGCAUUUCACCUGCACCGCAGAACUGCAGAGUGCAGACCCCUCCCAAAACCCUUGCCUGCGAUCCCCCAUGCCGCAAUAGCCAUGAGCGCCGCCAGCUCUGACUCCGCCGCCGCCUCCAAGCGGCCGUUCGACCCCUCCCUUGCCGACCCCUCUCUGCCUUCCAAGCUCCAGCGUUCCUCCCAUCCAGACAUCUCGCCGGCGGAGAAGCCGGAGGGCGUCGGAGCGGCGGGGCCCGAAAGCGAGGCGAUGGCAGCCGCCCGGGUCCCUCGGGGGCAGCGGUACCUGGUGGCAGUGGAAUACGCAGGCACCCGCUUCUGCGGCUCGCAACAGCAGCCCGACCAGCGCACCGUCGUUGGCGUCCUCGAGGAAGCAUUUCACAAAUUCGUUGGACAGCCAGUCUCAGUCUUCUGUUCUAGUCGAACGGAUGCAGGGGUUCAUGCUUUGUCAAAUGUUUGUCAUGUUGAUGUGGAGCGGAUAAGUAAAAGGAAGCCUGGUGAAGUGUUGCCACCUCAUGACCCUGGAGUUGUGAAACGUGCAGUGAACCACUUUCUGCAGAAGAAUGAAGGUGACAUAAUGGUGACUGAUGUUCGUUGUGUCCCACCAGACUUCCAUGCUAGAUACAAAGCCCUAGAGCGCACGUACCACUAUCGUAUACUUUCUGGACCUGAGCGACAGUCAGUCUUUGAAAAAAACUCAGCUUGGCACAUACCUGAGGAUCUAAAUAUACAGGCUAUGAAGAAAGCAUGCGAUUUACUUGUCGGGCAUCAUGAUUUCAGUUCAUUCCGAGCAACUGGAUGUCAGGCAAAAUCUCCAGUGAGAACUUUGGAUGAGCUCACUGUUACAGAAGUAUUUCCUUUCAUGUUUUUUCCUUCAAGCGUAGAGCGAUCAGAGAUGGAAUCACCAGAUGGGUCUCUUGUUUAUUCGAGAACAUCACUCAUGAGAGCUUCUGCAGAAGGAUCUGAUGCUCCUAGUACUGCUAGUGGGAAAUCAGUAUCUGAGAAUGGACAAGAGUUUGGAAAGAGAUUAAGGCACCGCUGCUUUGUUGUUACUGCAAGGGCACGGUCAUUUCUCUACCACCAGGUACGAUUGAUGGUCGGCCUUCUGAAAUCUGUUGGGAUUGGAGAUCUAACAACUGCAGAUGUUGAGAGAAUUUUGGAUGCGAAGGCAGUGACUGCUGCACCUCCUAUGGCACCUGCUUCCGGUCUUUACCUUGCAAACGUGAAAUAUGACCUGAGUAUUUGAAGACUGAUUUUGUCAAAUGAAAUGUCUCUGGAGCUUCGAGUUUUUUAGCUGUUGGUUAUCUAGGAUCAGGUUUUUUUGGAUCACUGGCUAAACAAGGAGUGGAAAAAGGACCUACUGCGGAAGUGAACAUACUUUCUUAUACCUAGUUUGGAAUGGAACUGUGUCUCGUAUGAUAUAUUGAUGAACUUGAUGAAAGGAAGUGCACUUCUUAUUUUUCAUCAGUUUCUACCAUGUAUUGAGAUGAUCAGAUUAUUAGCCGGAUAACACUCUGGAUUACCUGCAAUGGAGGGUUGAAUUAUUAUCUAUACCA
Molecule: messenger RNA, 1557 nt
Organism: Brachypodium distachyon (stiff brome)
Lineage: Eukaryota; Viridiplantae; Streptophyta; Magnoliopsida; Poales; Poaceae
Product: tRNA pseudouridine synthase A
Exons: 11
Coding region: 87-1247 (386 amino acids)
Biological process (GO): tRNA pseudouridine synthesis
Molecular function (GO): pseudouridine synthase activity; RNA binding
Source: RefSeq, a predicted model, not a curated record